This is a messenger RNA of Moesziomyces antarcticus, 306 nucleotides long. RefSeq lists its product as uncharacterized. Lineage: Eukaryota; Fungi; Basidiomycota; Ustilaginomycetes; Ustilaginales; Ustilaginaceae. The record is from RefSeq and is a predicted model, not a curated record. The coding region runs from base 1 to 306 and encodes 101 amino acids. The transcript has a single exon.
AUGACGACGCACGUGGUAGCCGAUAUCCACAUCUCGACAUCCGCCUCCUCGGCACCUCUUCCCACAUCCCCACUUCCACUCGACAAUGCUACGCACUUGACGCCUUCCACUCAACUCCGCGUCCCCCUGCACGCAGACGGACAUGCUUUCAACAAUCUCGCAGACUCGAUCGACUCGACACGCGCACACCUCAACGCAAUCCUCACUACCUGGAAGGACUGGGCCGGAAAGGAAGUCUCCCCCGCAGGCGCAUCCCAACCUACCGACGACCAAGAAGAAGAUGAAGACGAAGAAGACGAGGAGUGA